Messenger RNA from Protobothrops mucrosquamatus (brown spotted pit viper), 791 nucleotides. RefSeq names its product mannose-P-dolichol utilization defect 1 (gene MPDU1). Bases 31 to 756 code for a protein of 241 amino acids. The transcript has 7 exons. Gene Ontology annotation, biological process: oligosaccharide biosynthetic process. The record is from RefSeq and is a predicted model, not a curated record. NCBI's taxonomy places the organism in Eukaryota, Metazoa, Chordata, Lepidosauria, Squamata, Viperidae.
UGUCCCGCCUAAAGGCCCCUCCUUCCCAAAAUGGCGGCGUCGGCGCUGAAGGUCGCCCUGGUCCCCUACAUCCUCCCCGAGCGCUGCUACGAGGAGCUCGUCGUCAACCUCAACCUCCUGCACGUGCCCUGCCUGAAGGCCUUCCUCAGCAAAGCCCUCGGACUGGGCGUGGUGGCCGGUUCGCUCGUGGUGAAGAUGCCCCAGAUCGUGAAGAUCCUGGGGGCCAAGAGCGCGGAGGGCCUGAGCUUCCAUUCCAUCCUGCUGGAGCUGGUGGCCAUCAGCGGCACCAUGGCCUACAGCCUCGCCCACGACUUCCCCUUCAGCGCCUGGGGAGAGGCCCUCUUCGUCAUGAUGCAGACGGUGUCCAUCGGCUUCAUGGUGCAGCAUUUUGGGGGCCACACCAGGCGUGGGCUGGCCUUCCUCUUCAUCUACCUCGCCCUCCUGUCUCUCCUGCUCUCCCCGCUGACUCCGUCCGUCCUGGUCACCACGCUGCAGGUGUCCAACAUGCCCACUGCGGCCACCGGCAGGCUCCUUCAAGCAGCCACCAACUACCAGAACGGGCACACCGGCCAGCUUUCGGCCAUCACAACUUUCUUGCUCUUUGCUGGCUCCUUGGCACGCAUCUUCACGUCCAUCCAGGAGACGGGCGACCUGUUGAUGGUACUGACCUACAUCGUCUCCCUGGCCUGUCACAGCCUCAUCCUGGGACAGGUGAUCUACUACUGGGAUGCUACGGGCAAGCUCAAGAAACAGUGACCGGUCUGCUGGCGUCCACCACCGCCUGCGGGCUG